Molecule: messenger RNA, 621 nt
Organism: Triticum turgidum subsp. durum (durum wheat)
Lineage: Eukaryota; Viridiplantae; Streptophyta; Magnoliopsida; Poales; Poaceae
Source: the annotation of a GenBank genome assembly
AUGGCCACGCGAGAGCAGCCGUCGCAGGGCGUGACGCCGGACGCUGCCGCCACUCAGCCUCGGAGGCCCCGCGUCCUGGUCGCCGCCUCCGGCAGCGUGGCGGCGAUCAAGUUCGAGGUCCUGUGCCGGAGCCUCGCCGAGUGGGCCGACGUCCGGGCGGUGGCGACGGCCUCGUCCCUGCACUUCAUCGACAGGGAGUCGUUCCCGAGCGGCGUCGCCCUCCUCACCGACGCCGACGAGUGGUCCGCCUGGGGGAGGAUCGGCGACGAGGUCCUGCACAUCGAGCUGUGCGAGUGGGCCGACGCCAUGCUCAUCGCGCCACUCUCGGCCAACACCCUGGCCAAGGUAGCUGGCGGGCUGUGCGACAACCUCCUGACGUGCGUGGUGCGCGCGUGGGACUACAGCAAGCCCAUCUACGUCGCGCCAGCCAUGAACACCUUCAUGUGGGACAACCCCUUCACCAGCCGCCAUCUCGACGCCGCCGCCGGCCUCGGCGUCUCCCUCAUCCCUCCGGUGACCAAGCGGCUCGCCUGCGGGGACUACGGCAACGGCGCCAUGGCAGAGCCCGCCGAGAUCUGCAGGACCCUCAGGCUCUUCUUCGGUUCACAAGAACCAUUCUGA